Erigeron canadensis is the source of this 603-nucleotide messenger RNA. RefSeq lists its product as uncharacterized. The transcript has 5 exons. NCBI's taxonomy places the organism in Eukaryota, Viridiplantae, Streptophyta, Magnoliopsida, Asterales, Asteraceae. The coding region runs from base 153 to 419 and encodes 88 amino acids. The record is from RefSeq and is a predicted model, not a curated record.
CUUAACCAUAAACGGUAAACCCGACUUGACCCGACCAUGUCGGAUUUAUGUGAUUAGAGAGUCCGCCGUCAAAUUGGAACUUCUCGACCAGUUCGUUCUACCUCCGAUCAGAGUUGCAGAUUAUAAUUUGAAAGUUAAUUUAAAGAAUAGAAAUGCCAUCUCUUCAAACAGCACUUCCUCCUGAGCUCGCCAACAACGCCAUUAGGCUAUAUCGCGAGUGCCUGCGUAGAGCCAAGUACGUUGGUCAUAAGCAACAUAAUACGGAGCUCGUUGUUCAAAUGGUGAGGCAGCAAUUCAGAAAACACAUGCAUGAAACGGAUCCUGACAAGAUUCAAAAGCACUUAGAUGAUGCUGCAAGAGGACUUAUAAAUCACAUUUUAUAUGAGGCUGAAGAGAUAACCGGCAGAAAAUUCAGUUGAAGUCCAUAAUGAUCUGUUGCAGAUGUUUUAAAGUUUCAAAGUUGUUGACUUUUGCUUUUCCAGGUUCAAAUCUUCAUUUAAUAAUCUCAGUUGUAACUUGAAUUUAAUGAAGUUUUGCAGUGAGCUUUACAUUGUAUGGUUCACUUAUGAGGUUUAUACAUGUUUGCUUCUAUUUUGGAUCAAA